Molecule: messenger RNA, 2112 nt
Organism: Dufourea novaeangliae
Lineage: Eukaryota; Metazoa; Arthropoda; Insecta; Hymenoptera; Halictidae
Product: tubulin polyglutamylase TTLL4-like
Exons: 4
Coding region: 176-1879 (567 amino acids)
Biological process (GO): protein polyglutamylation; microtubule cytoskeleton organization
Cellular component (GO): cilium
Molecular function (GO): tubulin-glutamic acid ligase activity; tubulin binding
Source: RefSeq, a predicted model, not a curated record
GAUUCAUCGAAGGUGGUUGGCAUCAGGGACUUGACAGCUGUUGCAUAUCUGCGAAUGCUUGGAGUAUGUUGCAACAUUACACGUGCUACUAGUAGGGAUAUUCGUAAUUCCGUCCAUAGAAUGCUGACAGCUGCCGUUUACAUAAUUUGAAUAUAGAUGUUACAGAUUGUUCGGGAUGGACGUAAUCGCCUACAAUCACCACGAGAUCGCGAGCAUCGGAAAUAGCAUCGAUGGAGGUGACGUCGAGGACCAGUACGAGGACGAAGUGGAAGGUAUACUGCCUUACAUCGAUAUCGAUCGAAAUCUUCUAACGAUCGACCAGCUGACCACUGCCGGUAACGAUAAGAUGCCCUUCAGGAGAAGCCUCUUCCCAAACGUGGCGCCGUACAUCGUUUUCCAGUCGUUCGACUACAAGGGACCAACAACGCCUUACGAAGUAACCAGACACCUGAGGUGGCGUUUGAGUACGAUUACCCCGUUAAUAGUACGUCGUACCUUGGUAAACUCGGGUUUUAGACUGACGAAGAAAUCCCAGAAAUGGUGCGGUACGUGGGGCAAGCACAUGAAGUCCGCCUGCUUCAAGACCCUGAAGGAUUCGCAGAAAAUCAACCACUUCCCAGGAACAUUUCAGAUCGGCCGAAAGGACCGUCUCUGGCGUAAUCUUAGCUGGAUGAUGAUGAAACACGGGAUCAGAGAAUUCGGUUUCGUUCCGAGGACCUUCGUUCUACCUCAGGAUAUGAAUUGCUUCCGGCAAGUGUGGAAGAAGCUAGGUGGCCACAAGGAAAAGUGGAUCGUGAAACCGCCAGCCUCUGCUAGGGGGACCGGGAUCAAAGUGGUCCAUCGUUGGUCCCAAAUACCAAAGAAACGCGCUGUGGUCGUCCAGCAGUAUUUAUCCAGACCAAAACUGAUCAGCGGCGCGAAGUUUGAUUUGCGUCUGUACGUUCUCGUCACGAGCUUCAAUCCGUUGAGGAUAUACCUUUAUCCGGAUGGUCUGGUGCGAUUCGCCUCCGUCAAGUACAAUGACGAUAUAAACUACCUCAGCGACCGCUUUAUGCACUUGACCAAUUACAGUAUCAAUAAGACCAGCGCUACUUACACCAGCAACGAUUCCGCCGAUUCUUGUUCAGGGCACAAGUGGACGCUCAGAACGCUCUGGUCGUAUCUCGAGAAGGAGCACGUGAACGUUACCAAACUGUGGGAGUCUAUGAAAGACAUUGUGGUCAAGACUAUGAUAGCGGUCGAGUCACCAAUCACCACUCUAACGAGGACCAACACAACCUCGCGAUAUUGUUGUUACGAGCUAUUCGGGUUCGAUAUACUUUUAGACGAGAACCUGACACCAUGGUUAUUGGAGGUGAACAUCUCUCCCUCGUUGCAAUCCUCCUCGCCCCUCGACAUGGCUGUGAAAGGCCCGUUAAUUAAGAACGUCUUUAAUAUAGUUGGGUAUCAACUGCCAAGUAGCUUAUCAACGGAAGACGAAGAGAAGAUAGCACAAAAAUAUCAAUUGGACGUCGUGUGUCAGGACCAGAGGCUACAUAGGUCCACUAUUAGUUAUCAAGAACGGCAUAAGCAAUCCAUGUACACGAAUUUAAGGAAUAGGGAUGAUUAUAUUGACGAUAUAUUAGAAGUUCUUACUCCGGAUGAUGUUAGACAUUUAAUAGCGUAUGAAGAUGAACUGACGCAGUUAGGCAAGUUCGAGAAAAUAUUCCCUACUGCUGAUAGCCACGAGUACCUGCAGUAUUUCGACGUUCCCAGGUAUUAUAAUAUGUUGUUCGAUGCGUGGGAAACGAAGUACAGCGACAAUCGGGAAAAGGGAAUAUCGAAAUUACAGAAACUCUGCGAAACGAAAUAUCAUUUGGCGCAGCAAGUGAACUGCUAGGUGACCUGAGCUAGGGACAUAAAUUCGUUCUGUUGACGUCUUCCACGUCGACGUUGAUACCGUCAAAAAACGUGUGAAUCAUUUUCUUUUUAUAUACGCUAUACACCACCUUGUUAUAUGUGAGUUACUAUAGUACCGACGUACCAUGUCACGAUACGACCGCAUCAUGUGCCUUUUUCACGGUUGUGCAAAUUUAUUUUGAUGUAUUAAAUCUCUAUCUUAAUAAAUCAUUU